GUACGGGACGUCGGCAGCUGUUCCUGUUUCUUUUAUGGGGCUUGGACGUGAGGAAUGUUUUGAAGCUGGACUGUAAAAGUGACGUAUUCGCACUGUACAUGUCAUUAGUCCUGGAGCUUCAUCGACACAGACGCUCUUAUCUGGGCUCUGAAGUGUCUGCGUUUAGACCUGAACUUUGCUUUCCCCUGCGAGGAAUCACCCUUUGAUAGAGCUAAUCAAUUUGCCCUCGUGUUCUCGGCGGGACGCCUGGUUUUGUUUGAGCGUUCGGGGAUUUCGUCGAGCCGCUGCGAUCAUGUGACCCCGAGCUCUCGCACGUAGUCGCCGGGGCCCGAAAGUCAAAUUCAUCACCGGCCUGACAAAAAGAAGAAGCUCUUACUGCCGAGCUUUUCUUUUUUCCCACCUGAGCUUUAAUUUGUGUGAAGUAAUUUUUAAUUUUACGUUUGCAUAUCCUCACAGUCACAGUGUUUGUGUUCGGGCAGCUUAUCGUCAAACAGAGUCGAGGUUCAAAGGUGACGUAGCUAAGGUGAGGCUCUCGUCAAAUAAAGGAGGAAGGACUGUCUAUGCAGGAAGUGGACGGGGAGGAAUUCGUGCAGCUGCAGAAGAAUCCGUGCAAAGGCGCAACAUUUCCAUUUCAAACGGGUCCUGCUUAAUACGCCGACCCGCCGGACUUUUGGAGGGGUGCCAGCCUGCGAAAGCGGCGAGCGCACAGCAGCAUCUGCUGAUGAUGCAGUGCCCCUCCGUCUCUCGACCCCCCCCCUCCGCAGGAUGUGAAGUGGUAGAUGCCUGUUACAUGAUAUGAAGCAUGUUGAGCGAAGGGAGCAGGGCGAGUGUUUGGGAUACGGAGCAGCACAGUCGCAGGGAGACGGGGGGGAAACAAAAAAAAAAAAAAAGUGCGCCGGUGUUAGGUGUCGUAUCCCUGCAACAGUGGAGCCUGUCAACACCUGACCUGGAUCACACACUCUCUGUGUGCCUUUCAGGAUCCUCCCUGGAGUACGUUGUUGUUUGAGGACAGUGGAGGACGGCGUGUCCUCCCUGCCAGUGUGUUUUUAUGCCGCAGCUGGCUGCAGAUGUGUCUCUGCAGAGGAAGUUUGGACCUAAGGAGGACGCUUGCCCGGACUGUCCCGGGGGUCACGGCGUCCUGAACCCCGACGCCGGCCGUCGCUUCUCCUCAUCUGCGCUUCACAAGCCGCCUCUGCACCUCCCUCUGUGGCAUGACUUGGACGCGAUGUCCGAUUCCAGUCUGUGGACUCUGUUGUCAAACUUUGACAGGCCACAUUUCUUCAGCGGAGCCCGCCUGCGCCGGUCUAAAAGCUGCAGAACAAGCAACAGAAAAAGCCUGAUAGGAAGCGGUCAGUCUUCAGGUUUACCUCGUCCUCACUCCCCUCUCUCGUCUCUAACAGGAACAAGUCCACAAGACAGUCCUAGGAAUUUUUCUCCCAGUGCCUCUGCUCAUUUCUCCUUUGCACGAAGUCAUUGCCACAGAGCAGACAGAACCGAUGGUCGCCGCUGGUCAUUGGCCUCCCUCCCGUCCUCUGGAUAUGGAACCAACACACCGAGCUCCACCGUCUCUUCAUCCUGUUCAUCACAGGAGAAGCUGCACCAGCUGCCCUUCCAGCCCACGCCGGACGAACUGCACUUCCUCUCCAAGCACUUCUGCACCGAGAGCAUCUCCGGGGACGAAUGCCGCAGGGCGACAGCCAUGCGACCCCGCUCACGCAGUCUCAGCCCUGGAAGAUCUCCGUCUUGUUACGACCAUGAGAUUAUCAUGAUGAAUCACGUCUACAAGGAGCGGUUUCCUAAGGCCACAGCUCAGAUGGAGGAAAGGAUUCAGGAGAUCAUACGCAGUAGCUCUCCAGAGAGCGUCCUCCCGUUGGCAGAUGGCGUGCUCGGCUUUGCCCACCACCAGAUAAUUGAACUGGCCCGGGACUGUCUGGAGAAGAGCCGGCUAGGACUCAUCACCUCCAGCUACUUCUGCGAACUCACUGACAAGCUGGAAAGGCUCGUCCAGGAGUCGACGGAGAGGUCAGAAAGCGAGGAGGUCAACUUCAUCCGAGAGCUGGUGAAGAAGAUCCUCAUUGUGAUCGCCCGACCUGCUCGACUUCUGGAAUGUCUGGAGUUUGACCCGGAGGAAUUUUACCACCUCCUGGAGGCGGCUGAAGGACACGCUAAAGAGGGCCAGGGCAUCAAAACGGACAUCCCUCGUUACAUCAUCAGCCAGCUGGGACUCACUCGGGAUCCUCUGGAAGAAAUUGCUCAGCUCACCAGCUGUGACAGUGGCAUCGCAGAAACCCCAGAAACAGAUGACUCCUCUCACAGCCUCAGCACAGCCCUGCGAUACCGGAGGAAACCCUGCGAAUUGGACUUUGAGAUGACAAAACUCAUCAGCAACGGCGCCUACGGGGCUGUUUAUCUGGUUCGGCACAAGGAGACCAAGCAGCGGUUUGCCAUGAAAAAGAUCAACAAGCAGAAUCUGAUUUUGAGGAAUCAAAUACAACAGGCCUUUGUGGAGAGAGACAUCCUCACCUUUGCCGAGAACCCCUUUGUGGUGUCCAUGUACUGCUCCUUUGAGACACGGCGGCACCUGUGCAUGGUGAUGGAGUACGUUGAAGGAGGCGACUGCGCCACCCUUUUGAAGAACAUGGGCCCGCUGCCCGUGGACAUGGCCAGGAUGUACUUUGCGGAGACGGUGCUGGCUCUGGAGUAUCUGCACAACUACGGCAUCGUCCACCGAGAUCUCAAACCCGACAAUCUGCUGGUGACUUCCAUGGGCCACAUUAAACUCACAGACUUCGGUCUUUCCAAAGUCGGCCUGAUGAACAUGACCACCAACCUGUAUGAAGGACACAUAGAGAAAGAUGCCAGAGAGUUCUCCGAUAAGCAGGUUUGUGGAACUCCAGAGUAUAUUGCUCCAGAGGUGAUUCUGAGACAAGGCUACGGGAAGCCGGUGGACUGGUGGGCUAUGGGCAUCAUCCUCUAUGAGUUCCUUGUGGGCUGUGUGCCGUUCUUUGGAGACACACCAGAGGAGCUGUUUGGACAGGUCAUCAGUGACGAGAUCAACUGGCCCGAAGGUGAAGACGCUCCUCCUCCCGACGCCCAGGAACUCAUCACUUUGCUGCUGAGACAGAACCCUCUGGAAAGGAUGGGUGCAGGUGGAGCCGCCGAAGUGAAGCAGCAUCAGUUUUUCCACAACCUGGACUGGAACAGUCUGCUGAGGCAGAAGGCCGAGUUCAUCCCUCAGCUGGAGUCUGAAGACGACACAAGCUACUUCGACACUCGCUCUGAGAGAUACCAUCACCUGGAGACGGAGGAAGAAGACACGAACGAUGAAGACUUUAAUGUGGAGCUGCGUCAGUUCUCCUCGUGUUCUCACCGGUUCUCUAAGGUUUACAGCAGCCUGGAUUUGUCUCGUGGACACCUGGAGGAGAAAGGAGAGACGGAGGAGAAGAAGAGCGAGAGCCCGCUGACUGUGGACUCUCUCAGCUGGACGCCAGACUUUGCUGAAAUGCCCUCGCUGUCCCACUCCACGGACACCGACAGCAUAAAUCAGGGCCCUCGCCCCAGUUUGCUCCCAAAGUUUGCCAUCUCAGCCGAGAGCGAGGGGGACGAGACGUCGGGCCUCGGCGACCCCAGCAAGGCCUCCUUCUCCAUCGGAGAGCUGCCGCAGGACGAGCCUGACGCCACCACUCCGGGCAGCACCCACAGCGGGGCCACGCUCUCCGGAAGUUUCUCAGAACAUCUGGACCAGCUGACGCCCAGAGGUGAAGGCUUGGAGAGCCCCGACAGCACCAGUCACACCUCUGCAGACCAGGAGCCUCAGACCAACUCUCUACGACCUGAGAGCGCUGCAGAGAAGACGGGAGCCGUCGCCAAAGUCCCAAAGUCUGUGUCAACCGGCGCCCUCUCUCUUAUGAUCCCUGCAGAUGUCUUCGGGGUGUCUCCGCUGGCCAGCCCCCUGUCUCCUUACUCCCUGUCCUCGGACCCUUCGUCCAGAGACUCGUCUCCGAGCAGAGACUCCUCGCUCUGCGCCGCUAACCCUCGGCAGCCCGUCGUCAUCCACAGCUCUGGGAAGAAGUUCGGCUUCACGCUGAGGGCGAUAAGAGUUUACGCCUGUGACGGUGACAUCUACACUGUCUACCAUAUGGUCUGGAAUGUAGAGGACGGUGGACCUGCACACAAAGCAGGACUCAAAGCUGGAGACCUGAUCACUCAUGUGAACGGAGAACCGGUCCACGGCCUCGUCCACACCGAGGUGGUGGAGCUCCUCCUUAAGAGCGGCAGCAAAGUGACCAUCUCUACGACCCCCUUUGAGAAUACUUCAAUAAAAACUGGUCCAGCCCGGAGGAACAGCUACAGGAGCAAGAUGGUCAGAUGUGGCAAGAAGCCCAAGAAGGAGAAGACGCCAGAAAGGCGGCGCUCUCUUUUCCGACGCUUCGCCAUGCAGCCCUCCCCUCUUCUGCACACCAGCCGAAGCUUCUCCUCCCUCAACCACUCUCUGUCCUCUGGUGAGAGUCUCCCCGGCUCCCCCACACACAGUCUCUCCCCUCGUUCCCCCACCGCCGCCUUCCGCCCCGCACCAGAUUUCACCCAGUCAGGUGGCAACUCCUCCCAGAGUAGCUCCCCCAGCUCCAGCGCUCCAAACUCCCCCGCGGGCUCCGGCCACAUCCGCCCCAGCACCCUGCACGGCCUCGGCCCCAAGCUGCCGGCUCAGAGGCUGCGUCAGGGGCGCCGCAAGUCCGCCAGCAGCAUCCCCCUCUCGCCUCUGGCUCGCACCCCUUCACCCACCCCCCAGCCGACGUCUCCUCAGCGCUCGCCUUCUCCCCUGCUCACUGGGCAUCCCGUUGCCAUUUCCAAGACGGCCCAAGCCUUCCCGACCAAGAUACAUUCCCCUCCCACGAUCGUGCGCCACAUCGUGCGCCCGAAAAGUGCCGAGCCCCCUCGCUCCCCGCUCCUGAAGCGCGUCCAGUCCGAGGAGAAGCUGUCGCCUUCCUACACGGGAGACAAGAAGCACCUGUGUUCCAGAAAGCACAGCUUGGAAGUGACCCAGGAGGAGGUGCAGGACGAGGAGCUGAGGACCGGGGAGCGAGACUACACCGUCCUGCAGAGUGUGGACGAGACGGCCUGCGAGCCUCUGGCGGUGUCCCGCGUCCGACCGGCGGAGCAGGGCUGCUUAAAGAGGCCCGUCGGCCGCAAGAUGAGCCGGCAGGAGUCGGUCGAGGAGCUCGACAAAGAAAAACUGAAGUCCAAGAUGGUCGCCAAGAGGCAGGACUGGUCAGAGAGGAGGGAGUCUCUGCAGAAGCAAGAUGCCCUGCAUGAGCUGGACUCGUCGCCGUUGUGUGGCGACGACAGGGACGAAGGCUUCGUGCUGCGAGGUCAGAGCAAACCUCAGAGCAGCCCUGAGUCCGGCCAUCUGGAGACCAAAGCUGCUAGCACAACUCUGAAAGACGUAUUGUAUAAAAAACUGACCACGCGCGUCUCUGAAGGUGUCAAUGACGCGUCCGGAGGCGGCACUGACGGCGAGGGGGGACUCCGAUCAGCGCUGUGCUCCAUUCAGCCAGAGCGGCAGCACAAUAGACAGGGUAAAGACUCCAUGAAGCCGGACAGGCUGGACUUCAAAGCUCCCACCAUCGAGUUCACCAGGAAGAGGCUGUCGUUUGAAGAACGAGAGGACUGCAUGUGUCGUUUGGCUUCAGGGAUUCACGAGAACCUCCACUUCGGCUCCACCAGGUCCAAGAGCCUCCAGCUGGACUCGGUCAUGUCUCACGAUCACCUGAAGUCGGGGCUGGGGAGCGUUCACUCCAGCCCUGAAGGUUUAGCCCCGAAACAUUUCUCUGGGAGAGGAGAGAGCGCCGUGGAAAAGCUCCAGCUCAUCUCCUCUGCAGAGUCUCCGCUCAGAAAGACCUCCUCUGAAUAUAAACUCGAAGGACGCCACGUCUCCUCUCUCAAGCCUCUGGAGGGCACCCUGGACAUCGGCCUGCUUUCAGGACCUCGCGUCUCAAAAACAGAAACCUGCUUAUCCAAGAUGGCAGAGAACUCAAGCGACACCGUUCCUGUGAGUCCUCCAACUUGGCUCCAGAGCCCCACGGAGAGACAGAUAACCAUCCCCCAGCUAAAAGCCACGGACAAGAUGAAGAGCCCCGUCUCUUGUUCCCCGACCUCCGAAGCCGUUUCUUCUUUAAAUACCGCAGUUGUCUCCAAAGACCAGUCAAAUAACGCACCCGCAGAGACAAAAGUCGGCUCAAGUGGUGAGAAAACACAGGACAGACUCGGCGAAUUCUCGCGGGCCUCGGCCAACAAAUCAGAGGCUUCAACUUUUCCCGUGAAGCCAGAGAGCAGGACCGGUGCGAAGGCCGGUUCUCCGCUGCCUCAUGAACACAGAGGCUCCCGACAUAGCUCCCACUUCUCCUCCUGCGGGAAAACGCCCUCCAUACGGGAGGUGAGCAACGAAGACCAGGACGACGACGCGGAGCAGCAGGAAGUCGCGCCGCACACUACAUCACCGAAUACUGACAGCUCCAAAACAGGAGCCUCUUUCUCUUCUGCAAAGCUGGAGGUUCACAUUAAAACUUCCCCUGCACCCAAACCAGCAGAGACUCCGACUGUAGCCGCCAGUGAACCGACACCUGCGCCGCUGACGCAGAGCACAAACCGCGGUUUGGAAACGGGUCAACUUCAGAACAGCGAGAAGGGAACAGCUAAUGGUGCACGGAACAUGACCUCUGUUUCUGAAGUGAAUGUACAGAACAACCCUGCAUCUGUUCGCGUUCCAGAGAAUGUGGUUUCAAAACAGCAACUGAAGAACAUCUGCUCUUCAAAUACAGACGUUUCUGCGACAACAUCAACAUUUGGUCCUGUACAACACAAUAAAUCUGUCACUUUAAAAUCUGACUGCGGUGAAACAUCUGGAAUCAAGGACACUGUGCAGUCGAACAGAACAGCUGAUGCAGUCAAAACGGACUCAAAUAAGGUCAGGGACCUCUCUGUGGGUGUGCACAAAAAGGAUAACACUGUGUCUGCUGGUGCAAUAAAAGACAGCGGAACAUCGCCGCAGAAGAAAGAAGUUCCCAUUUCACCAAAGACGAAGACGACCGGCAACUCAAAGGAGUCAGAGCAGCCGUCAAAAAACUGUGCGGCUGCAAAAGCACAACACAAAUCCUCCGAUUCAGAACUUUGCACAACCAAGAAAGACGACACUGUGGCCCCUUCAGCGAAACUGAAAACUUCACCUUCAGCAAAUGAAAAUGUUUCAAACCCCAAAAGUAAGUCGAGACCUGACCCGCAGCCCACACCACCCACGUCUGUGAAGACGGAGACGAAAACACAUGAAGUGAAAUCUCACGGCACGGCUGCGCCCGUUCCAGAAGGGAAAGGCAGUCCAAACUCAAAACAGAAGGAAUCUGCGCCGCUGGCUUCAAACGCUCAAGGGAAGAAAGACGCCUCGUUUCUGUCCACCGGAGCCGACAAGAAGGAAGAGCCGACGCAAAGAGAAACCCAGACGCCCAAAAGUUCUGUAGCCACCCCGACUCCCGCAGACUCAAAGACGAAACCUCUCCCUCCUAAAACGUCUUCGGCUCUGAAGUCUGCUGGAGCUCCAACACCAUCUAUUAAACAAAGUCCUCCACACAAAAACCAAGCUACCGUUGUUAAAGAGCAGCGUGACUCGAAACCAAAAGACGUUGCUUCGCCUCUUAGUGCACCUCAACAGCAGCAGCAGCAGCUCAGGAAGGAGUCGUCUGAAGUUUCCUCUCAGCCUGAUCCAGCGCUGCUGCAGAAACCCGCCGUGAAAAAAGAUUCACCGAGCAGCGGAGGCGCCUCCGGCAAGGCCUCAAACUGUGAGUCCGCAGGCAAGGUAUCCAAAGACGGCGGCAAGUCCGAAGCGCUCAAACCGGACGGUCACAAGGCCGCAGAUACCCGAACCACCAACACCACCACCGAGAAGCCGGCGUCCUCCGGCCGCAAGGAGCAGCCCGAGAGGAAGAAGAAAGAAAGCGCUCAAGACGUCACGACGGUGCAGAAAAACCAGAAAAGAGACGCGAGCAGAGCUUCUCCGUCUGCGCCCAAAGACGCUUCGGACAAAGACUCGAGUAGAUGCAAGCAGCAGAAGGAGUCACCGCGUAGCUCCAGCAGCAAAAAGUAAAGAAAGCAGCCGACGUUAUCGCUUCAAGGUUCAAUCAAAGGGUAGAAACGGUUUGCGAGAGCAUCAUCAUGCCUUCUUCUUUUGUGUUUUUUUGUUUGUUUUUGUUGUUUUUGUGUGUGUUUAAGGACCGGGAAAAGCUGUUACACGCUUAGAGACGAAGGUGUUUUUAAUACUACAAACUUGUGACGACACAUUUCUGGGUUUGAAUGUUUGGAAUCAUCAGCCGAUAAUGUCUGGAGUUUUUACUUCAAAGUGAAUGUUUGGAGGUUUUCGUUUUCUGUUUCGCUGAGAGAAAAAAAAAAAAGAAGAAGAAGAAGAAGAAAAAUGCUUUCGUGCAAUCAGUACGUCUUUUUUUGGGUGGGGGGGAGGGAAGGGGGGGGUCACGACGUACUGUAGAGUCAGUGCCAUAAACUAAUUUUUUUGAAUUGCACUCUUACUUGUAGACGCGGAGGACCUGACGUCCAAGUCUUUUAAUGCAGUAGACCACGCGAUGUUUGCCCUGCGGUUUACCGGUUGUCGUAUUCUUUACGUUCAGUGUGAUCUUUUUUUUUUUUUUUUUUUUUAUCGUCAUUGGGUUUUGUGCAGUGGUACACAGAGGGAAUGCACUAAAAAAUUAAAAAUUAAAAAAUAAAACUAAAAGAAAUCCUGAAUUAGUGAAGGGGCCUUAGACUUAUGGGAAAUAAAAACUUGCUGUUCUUAGCAAGUUUAGAUGUGGUGUUUAUUCACAUUCCUCUGACAUCUGUACAUAUAUUUUCUUUUGUUUUUUUAUGCAAUAUGGUGUAAAUAUGUUGUAAAACAGGGACGCGUGGAGGCUUACAUGAUUGUCGUUUGUAUUAUAUGUAUAGAUUUUUGCAGUGUCAUGUUUCGAUAUUAGGAGUUCAGCUUGAUAUAACUGUGUGGUCUGCAGUAAAGCUACCGCCACGUGUUUCAUCGACGUCUUUUAACGUGUCUCAAAAUUAACUUGAAGGGGCGAGAGGGGUUGGGAGGGAGGGAGGAAGGGGGGAGGGAGGGAAGGAGGGGGGGUUGAUGAGAUGAGAAGGCUAUUUCUAAUAAUGUAGCAUCAUAAAAUAAAACUGUGAGGGCGGCCGGCGUUUUCCCGAGAAUGUCUUCAUUGUUGCCGCGGCUAGUUUGAAGAAUUACGACUGUGUGAAAUAUGAAAUGUGGAUCGAGAUGAACCAGCAAUUUACUGCAGUAGAUUUCUAAAAGCUCAUUUUUUGGGGGGGUUAUAACCACGCAAAGAGUCUAAAAGGUUCACAAAGUGCUUCACCGUCAGGGUUUUUUUUUUGUUUUGUUUUUUCCUCCUCUGUGUCCGUGUUGUUCAAGUUGAUGUGUUUGAGCAGCUUCCAGCUUGAAGCGUCGUCCGGGCAAAAGAUUUUCUGAUUGUUUUCAUAGUUCAACAAUUUGAUGUUGGUACUAUACACACAGGUUGUCAUAUAAACACAUACAUAUAUAUAUAUAUAUCAACACUCACGUUCACCUAUUUACACAUAUUUCUAGUCUAUAGACGCCUUUAAAUUGCAAAACCCGAGUGACAACUGGAAAGUAGCACUAGCGUUAGCAGUACUGGCUCAGUAAUCUCGUUUUAUUAUAUAUAUAUAUAUAUAUAUAAACACACACACACACACGGAACAGAAAUCUCUUCACUCAAUCUUGGCAUAUAUCUACACGAAAUGAAAGUCACACACACGGCGCGACAUCGGCUGCAGAGGUUUUUUAAUGCUUGUAGAAUCUGUGUUGUAAAUGUGUUGCUGAUGUGUAGCGGAGAGAACAAAUGCACCUUAAUGUUCGCCAGCGUUCAGUUCAAAGGAGGAAACGUGGGACUGAACGCGGGACUCUGAAUCCAACACUUAACGAUUUGAAUGAAUUUAUUUCAACUAUAUCAACCAUCCGAUCCCCUGCGCACAUAUAAACCCUUUUUUUUUUUUUUAUCAUGUGAAAAAGAAAGAAAAAAAUUCUCAAAGCACAUUCAAUGUUUGUUUACAAAGCAUCAUGGAUGUAUAUUUUGUAUAUUGUUGAUUUGCCAAAUCUAUGUUCUGUGUCACGGAUAAUGUCGUCGUGUGAGGCUCCCUUGCCGCCAGGGUGUUUAAUAAGAACAUUCGUCUGUGCAGUAAUCAGUGUCUUUUUCAAACGUCAGGUUCUUCUUUGUCCGCUCGUCUCUUCAGUUGUUGUUUUGUUUUUUUGUUUUGUUUUUUUUCUUCCUCUGUGUCAAACUAGUAUUAGAUGAACUCGCUUACGAUGGUUUGUCUUUUUAGAACAUGUGCAAUAAAAGUGUUUUGAGUUUUGUAUUUUGCCCAAGGAAAAGCUCUAUGGAUGUCAUAGAUGUUGUAUAUUAAAACAGAUAUUUAUACUUCUAAUGUUGCGUAAUACUGAAAAUAAAAUGGAAUUAUAAAUUA
This is a messenger RNA of Mugil cephalus (flathead mullet), 10527 nucleotides long. RefSeq names its product microtubule associated serine/threonine kinase family member 4 (gene mast4). The transcript has 27 exons. The record is from RefSeq and is a predicted model, not a curated record. NCBI's taxonomy places the organism in Eukaryota, Metazoa, Chordata, Actinopteri, Mugiliformes, Mugilidae. Bases 1049 to 8134 code for a protein of 2361 amino acids. Gene Ontology annotation, biological process: peptidyl-serine phosphorylation; intracellular signal transduction. Gene Ontology annotation, molecular function: protein serine/threonine kinase activity; magnesium ion binding; protein binding.